ACACUCCGCAUGCGUGAAUCAGAUCAUGGAUCUUUAGAAAUAAUGAUAGACUCGUCUCUUCAGUAAAGGAAGAUGUUAGUCUAUCCACAUGCCUAGUAUUGUUAUUAUUUCUUAUCCAGUUCAACCUGCAUCCUAAAUAACUGAACGUCAUUUCUCGGUAUCUUUCAUUUGUUGAUACGUGCGAAGCAAUCAUGUUUACCUCGCAAACUUCCAUGCAAACGUCCUCCUUCCAAGAUUCAAUUGACGUGGAAGAAAAGGAUACGGAUUAUGAUAACGAAGAGAUGGGAUAUAAUCAGAAAAUACAGUUGAACUGUUACUAUACCAUUUAUCUCUACCAAGGCACCAGCCUCACCCUAGUGGACAGCAGCCUGCCGGUAGAGGCGGAGCCUGAGCUACGAUGCUACAUCUCCCGGAGGCUGAGCAAAGGAGCCCUGCUCGGGGGCAUGGGAAACAUUGCCGCCGUGGAGCUCAGUGUCCCAGAGGCAGCGGUGGGCUGUUACUGCUGUCUCCUGGAGCAGGAGAGAUCCCCAGAGCAGCCCGACGCGGACGGCAAUGGCUAUGUCAUCUGCCUGAUGGGAGGCUCUGAGAAAGGCCUCAACCUGUUUAGACUUGAACUGGACAAGUACGUGCAAGGCCUGCAGAGCAGUCUACAGACUGCUGAGCUGGUGAACCUAGAGACUGAGAUCAGGCCCUACCUGAGCAUGUGGUACGAGGAGUCGGUGAUGCACAUCCACAGAGUGGUGCAGAUGGUCCAGGGGAGCAUCAGCUUCCUGCUAUAUGCUGUGAUCCAGUCCAAAUUGGUAUGUGCUGUGAAUAUGAAUGAAUAUGGUUCAUGUGUGUGUAGGUUCGUUAAGGCAGCCAGUCUGCAGGGCCUGGUCCAGGAGGACACUACCACAGCCUCUCUGUAUAAGACCUCAGAGGCUCUUACUGACCUGGUCAUAGACUGCUCCACCAGCCCUCCUACACUCUCCAACACAGUCAGUAACCGUUUCUGUGACGGUUGGAUCCAGUCAUUCCUGAACGCAGCAGAGCGCUGUAACCCUUUCCUCCUCAGACAGAUCCUGGAGAACUUCAAACUCAAGGCCAUUCAGGACAUGAACAGUCUGAAGCGGUUCAUCUGCCAGGCUGAGUCGAGUCACUACGCUCUGUUCCGCUGCUUCCAGUUCCUGCAGGGCUGUGGGAAUGGGGACGUGCUGCUCCAGAACGCCCACGCCGAGCACCGGGACCUCCCUGAGGCCUGCAGCAUCAUCCGCGUGCUGGACCAGUUCCUCAGCGAACAGCAGGCCCAGGGAUGAGGAUAGGGAGGAGGGACACUGACACACCGCAGCCACCAGGUCGGCGAUAGUUAAACUCUAAUUGGCAGUGACACCUCGAGGGCGGCGAUAGUUAAACUCUAAUUGGCAGUGACACCUCGAGGGCGGCGAUAGUUAAACUCUAAUUGGCAGUGACACCUCGAGGGUGGUGAUAGUUAAACUCUAAUUGGCAGUGACACCUCGAGGGUGGUGAUAGUUAAACUCUAAUUGGCAGUGACACCUCGAGGGUGGUGAUAGUUAAACUCUAACCUACCCAGUCUCAACACCAUGGCCUGUAUUUAUAAAUGAUCCUAUAGAAGUCACAACUCCUGUUCUGAGAUGUGAAUUUGUGAAUACAGGCCCAGACCUGUGUGAAAUAGGGGUGCGCUUGAUUUGAGUUGGCCACUUUUGGGUCCAUUUCUUUUGUUAAAUUGUUGUACCAGACUAACUAAAUCAAGCACAGCACAAGGAUGUGGAAGUAUUUGACCCAGGUCUCCUCACACGGGAACUCUUCCAUGCUAGAUGUCAGUGUGUUGGGCACUUUUCCUUUACCGUUGGUGUUUUCCAGUGGUCCCUGUCUUCCAUUUGCGGUGUGAUUGAAUAGCAUUUACCCAGAAGAAACAGACCAAGUAUGUUGUAUCUGGAUCAGAAUUAACUCUAAAAACAAAAAUAUCCAAAGUCAUGUUAACACUAGUGUUUUCUUUGCUGUUAUUAAAACACGCAGUACUAUAAACGAAUGGAAACACUAUCAGUAUGUUUAACCCAGACUAUACAUCUCAACAUGUGAAUCAUUUGUUUUGCUUGUCUUACAUCAUGUCCAAAUGUUGUAUUUCUUUUAAACUAUUAGUGUUGCUUGCCUUUUGUCUGCAUGUCAGUAUGCUAUCAACAUACUACAGUACAAUCCUGCUUUUCUGCACAGUGGAACAAUGCACAAAUCACUUUAAUCAGCUUUUGUUACUUACUCAAUUUCACCAGUAAAGAAAUUGCUACACACUGACAUUCCCACGUAGCUCAGUUGGUAGAGCACUGCGCUUGCACCGCCAGGGUUGUGGGUUCCAUUCCCACGUAGCUCAGUUGGUAGAGCACUGCGCUUGCACCGCCAGGGUUGUGGGUUCCAUUCCCACGUAGCUCAGUUGGUAGAGCACUGCGCUUGCACCGCCAGGGUUGUGGGUUCCAUUCCCACGUAGCUCAGUUGGUAGAGCACUGCGCUUGCACCGCCAGGGUUGUGGGUUCCAUUCCCACGUAGCUCAGUUGGUAGAGCACUGCGCUUGCAACGCCAGGGUUGUGGGUUCGAUUCCUAAGGGGGACCAGUACGAAAAUGCAUGCACUCACUACUGUAAGUCUCUGGAUAAGAGCUUCUGCUAAGUGACUAAAUUUAUGCGCUGCUUGUUUUUGUAUUUCUGUUGCUGACUGCAGUCUUAUCUAAAGAUACUCGUUAAUGUGGUUAAUCCUCACAUUCCUUAGUAGGGAAUAUUAGUGUUGUAGAGGCCAACGUGUUGUAUAUCUACUUCACAGGAGGCUGCUGAGGGGAGGACGGCUCAUCAUAAUAAUAGCCAGAACGGAGUGAAUGGAAUGGCAUCAAACGCAUAGAAACCAUGUGUUUGAUACCAUUCCACCCUUUCCUCUCCAUCCAUUACCAUGAGCCCGUCCUCCCAAAUGAAGGUGCCACCAACCUCCUGUGAUCUACUGUCACUGUAUGUUAAGUUACAAAAAUGACUUUCACUACUCUUCACCAGCCCUAUUGUAAUGAUAGUGUGUUCAGGGCUAAAUAACCCACAUGAUUUAUUGUGCCUGUAUGACAGCAACUACGUAGGUUCUAUUUUCCUAUCAAUGUGUCGACGUCUCUAAAAAGUAUAUUAUGGUGAAAAUGAAGCAAUAUUGUCUGUGAAGGUGUGUCCUUUAAACUGUGAACCAAGUGACAUGUUAGUUGUGAUCUAUUGUAGUGGACAAUGGUGACUGAUCAUACAACAACUGUGCAUUUAAAUCUCCUGUACAAGUUAAUGUCUAUUAAUGUGGUGUCUAUCAUGUAGAUCUGUGGUUUGACUUGUAUAAAUAGUCAUGUGAA
Messenger RNA from Oncorhynchus nerka (sockeye salmon), 3357 nucleotides. It is a transcript of the gene lg26h17orf75, whose product is annotated as linkage group 26 C17orf75 homolog. Lineage: Eukaryota; Metazoa; Chordata; Actinopteri; Salmoniformes; Salmonidae. The record is from RefSeq and is a predicted model, not a curated record. The transcript is spliced from 9 exons. The coding region runs from base 192 to 1295 and encodes 367 amino acids. Gene Ontology annotation, cellular component: trans-Golgi network.